AUGUCUUCAGAAGACAAAGAAGCUCAGGAGGAUGAGCUGCUGGCCCUGGCCAGCAUUUACGAUGAAGAUGAGUUCAAGAGAGCAGAGUCUGCCCAGGGAGGAGAAACAAGAAUUUGCCUGGAGUUGCCCCCAGGCUUCAAAGUUUUUGUGAGUGGCAACUCCACGGAAAGCCUCCAGAGCAGCAGGUUCGAGUACCCCGUGUGCUUUCUGCCGCCCCUCGUGCUGCAUUUUGAACUGCCCCCGGAUUACCCCUCAACCUCCCCGCCGGCCUUCACCCUCAGCGGGAAAUGGCUCUCCCAGGCCCAG
This is a messenger RNA of Mesitornis unicolor (brown roatelo), 306 nucleotides long. Its product is annotated as E3 ubiquitin-protein ligase RNF14-like. Gene Ontology annotation, molecular function: protein binding. Lineage: Eukaryota; Metazoa; Chordata; Aves; Mesitornithiformes; Mesitornithidae. The transcript has 2 exons. The annotation marks the transcript as partial. The record is from RefSeq and is a predicted model, not a curated record.